Messenger RNA from Linderina pennispora, 1105 nucleotides. Its product is annotated as DnaJ-domain-containing protein. The record is from RefSeq and is a predicted model, not a curated record. The transcript has a single exon. Bases 177 to 884 code for a protein of 235 amino acids. NCBI's taxonomy places the organism in Eukaryota, Fungi, Kickxellomycota, Kickxellomycetes, Kickxellales, Kickxellaceae.
CGCUUGGCAAAAAGACAUGCGAUCCGGGUAAAACGGAGGCCAGGAACCCUUGCCGGUUUUGGCUGCGAGGGCUGCCUUGCUUUCUCUUUCAUCCUUGCAUCCGUCUCCUGGCUUUCUGUUUUCUGCCAGCACUGCUACUCUCUUUCUACUAUAUCACGAUUAUCUCCGCUCUAUUCAUGACCCGACCCUUUUCUGACCGCGCCUCCGAGCGCACACUAACGACCGACACACCUAGCGACCCCGGCAGCCUCUAUGUAAUCCUGGGCGUUGACACCGCCGCGACUCCCGGCGAGAUCAAACGCGCCUACCGCCGCCUCGCCCUGCAAUACCACCCGGACCGCAGCCCCACCACGUCCCAGCGGUUUGUGUCGAUCCAGCACGCCUACGAUAUCCUGUCCGACGAGCGAAUGCGCCGCAUCUACGACCGGUACGGCGAUCUGGGCAUCCAGAUGGCUGGCCGCAUGGGCGGCGAGAUCCUGGACCCGCAUGUCAGCAACCUGCUGAGCGCACUUGCGUUUGUAUCGGCGCUGGUGGCCAUGUUGCUGAUCGUGUUUUUUGCACUGCUGGCACGGCGCGUCGAUAUGCAGAGGCCAUGGCCGUUCUCGGCGGUGUUUAUGCCCCUAUGGACAAUCGACGGGCUGGUUUUGGUAUCGGUUUGUUGGGCUUAUUGUCUGAAAAUUGAGACUGAAGCCACCAGGGCCGAUGACGACAGGAGAUCCAGGAAGCCAGCAGCCCCGCCUCCGAUGCGUGGGACCAUGGUGAUGCAAGUUCGAGCAACGGACCAGCAGCCCGGGUGCGCUGACGAGGCAACGGCGCUGCUGGAUCGCCAGGACCAGAGGCAGCGGGACCGGCGGAUCGGCGGAGGGGGCGACGCAGGCGGCUGAGACACAUGCGCAAGGCCAUGGAGGCACAGCUGCAGGGAAUGGCGCAGCUGGCUUCCGGUUGUGUACGUCAGCCUUCUGGUAUUGUUCCAUGUUGCCCUGGUACUGCGUCUGGACGGAUGGGUGCAGUGGACAGCGCUGAUGGUAGCGUCGCCGUGGCUGGCCAUCGAGGGCAUCCACUCGAUGGUGCUGACGGUAAAGCUGAUGGCCAAUGUUUUGAAGUU